Messenger RNA from Struthio camelus australis, 2910 nucleotides. The record is from RefSeq and is a predicted model, not a curated record. NCBI's taxonomy places the organism in Eukaryota, Metazoa, Chordata, Aves, Struthioniformes, Struthionidae.
AUCUUCCCAGCGCCCAGUCACUGAGGGGAGAGACGCGGAGAGGAGCCUCGGGAAAGACCCAGCAUGGCCGCCCAAGGAGAGCCCCAAGUGCAGUUUAAGCUUGUCCUGGUUGGUGAUGGUGGUACUGGCAAAACAACAUUUGUAAAGCGUCAUUUGACUGGUGAAUUUGAAAAGAAGUAUGUAGCAACGCUGGGUGUUGAAGUUCAUCCUCUGGUGUUCCAUACUAACAGAGGUCCCAUUAAAUUUAAUGUAUGGGACACAGCUGGCCAGGAGAAAUUUGGUGGCCUGCGAGAUGGCUAUUACAUUCAAGCUCAGUGUGCCAUCAUAAUGUUUGACGUAACAUCAAGAGUUACUUACAAGAAUGUACCUAACUGGCAUAGAGAUCUGGUACGAGUAUGUGAAAAUAUCCCUAUAGUGUUGUGUGGCAACAAAGUGGAUAUUAAAGACAGAAAAGUCAAGGCAAAAUCCAUUGUCUUCCACAGGAAGAAGAAUCUCCAGUAUUAUGACAUUUCAGCUAAGAGUAACUACAACUUUGAGAAGCCUUUUCUCUGGCUUGCUAGAAAGCUAAUUGGAGAUCCUAACUUGGAGUUUGUUGCCAUGCCUGCUCUUGCACCACCAGAAGUUGUUAUGGACCCAGCACUGGCAGCACAGUAUGAGCAAGACUUACAGAUUGCUCAAACCACUGCACUGCCAGAUGAAGAUGAUGACCUGUGAGGGAUGAAGCUGGAGCCCAGCGUCAGAAGUCUAGUUUUAUAGGCAACUGUCCUGUGAUGUCAGUGGUGCAGCGUGUUUGCCACUUUAUUAUCUAGCUGAGCAGAACAUGUGCUUAAUCUUUGGGAUGCUGAAAGAGAUGAAUGGGCUUCGGAGUGAAUGUGGCAGUUUAAAAAAAAAAAAAACUUCAUAUUUUGGACCCACAUGUAGCUGUUUUUUGGACUGCAAGUACUUCCCCUUUGAGUUUCAAAUAUAAGACUGCUGCAGUCACAUCAGAGUAUUAAGUGGUAAAUCUUGUUUCUGUCAUUCCCAUUCUUUUUUGUUUAGAUAAUAAAGUUGUAUUUCAAAUAUCUCUAAGCAAGUGAACUUUCAUGCAUUGUUAGGAAUAAUUCUUCAACAAGUCUUCUGCUCCUCAGUUGAGGCUAAUACUCGGUUGUCUGCUGUAUUUCUCCCUUCCUUUUUCCUCUUUCUCUUCCAUACACUCUCUUCCCUCCCUUUCUUGUUAUGCUGCUCUUAGUAAAUCAGAGCUAACAGUUAACCUUCCCUUGAUUUCCUGAAGUCUGUAAUUAAGCACCCGAGGAGAGCUGAACUAACUGCCAGGUAAAACUAAAGCAUUGAACGCUUGACUGGUAAGUGUGACUGAAUCAACAAAUAAGCAUAGAUUCCCCUUACAAAUGGGCAUGUUUAUGUGAUCUGCAGAGUGUCUUGAGAGUAGUUCAACUUGCAUAUGCUACCUUUAGAUAAAGCCUCUGAACUCUAACUUACAGUAUGUUCUACAACAUGCCUUCAGAGCUCUCUAUUUUAGUAGCCUGAAACAAAUGGCAUCCAGAUCUGUUAAGUGAUGUAAAAGCUGUAUUUGCAUGGAACAUCAUUCAGUAGAGCUAUAGCUGAUGAAGCACAUUCUUUCUGUGCAUCUUAAAAUUCACUAACUAGAAAACAUCGGUAGUUGAGUUAAAAAAAGCUCUUGGCUACGAAACAGCAUAUUAGCUAAAACCACACUUGUAUAAAUAGCAAGACUUUUCUGUAACUGCACCAAGUUCUUAAUUUGAAACUCUAGCAUAUUACAGCACAAAUGGUGGAAAAUGUCAACUUUUAACACUACCUUGUAGGAAUUAAUCUUGGUCAAUAUUAGUACUGCUAGUAGACAGAACAUAAGUUUAAGAUUCCAUUUUUCAGUAGUGUUUGAGUACAUGAAGCCUUGAAUUCUUCAGUUUUGUAUUUUUGGUUUCUUAAUAAAGUGAAGCAUUUCAUUUAUUCCUCUUAAUUUGCAUGUCUGUGUACGUAACUCCUGCUACUUGAUUAGUUCUUAAAUAACACUAUUCAACCAUUCUGAUACAUGGCUGCAAAAGAUAGUUUACUAUGGAAAUCUAUUUAUUAAACACUGUUGUAAAGAAAUCAUGUUUAACCUAGUGCAAGUUAAGUUCUGUAUUGCUUAACUACUUAAUGAAAAGCUGAGUUGUGAUAUUUGGAACAUGAAACUAAUGAGAAUGAGGAGUAUUGUACACUUACCUACUGCACAGUAAAAAGACUGACUCCCACUUAAACAUGCCAUUGAAUCUUCUUGCUGCAUCACCUUGCUUGAACGUCAUCUUUUGGGUUCCUGUCUGCAGUCACUAAUUCAUCUGUGUGUACUUUGGCUAAUACUUCUAGCUUGAUUAUCUGCUGCUGCUUUAGGCGCAGUAGCUCUUUUCUUUCAGUUGUCCUGCUUUUGAAGUGCAAAUUGUAAUAGUUCUGCAGUGUUGACACACCUUAAACUCAAGUAGAGUUGCAGUUUAUCUAUACUGUUUCAUAGUGUGUGCAUGUAUGGUGAGAUAGCUACAACUUGCCUGCUGCACACGCAGGUGUAUAACUGCUCUGAGUUUUUUGCUUUGUAACCUUUAAUACUCCUUCCAAGUCCACAAGAACUAUACUUUGAUGUAGGCAGUAAUACUUGGCCUGCUGUAAUAGAUGUUUUGGGGGUGAGUCAGUCCACUAGUUACUGCAUUAUGCUCAGUUGUCAUAUCUAGAACAUGUUAACUGUUGAUCAUAAGUAAUGCAACUAGUCUUAGUGGGCCUGUGCAAAUUCCUUUCAGCUGUAGUUUCUUAACUAUAAUACUUCAAAAGACUUGAGCUCUAGAGUUUUUUAGUAGCUGUUGAACAAAACUUCUUGCUUAUCUAACUAGUCAAGUAAUGAGGAAAAUAAAAUUUAUGUUGUAAGUA